UGUACCAAGCGGGUCACGCAUGCGUCACGUCACGCUAGUUGUUUUCAAUCCAUUAGUUCGUCCGCCGAUAUUCAGUAAAAAAAAUUGGUAUCUAAAACUAGAUAUUUAAAGCGAACAAAGGAAGUGAUCUGUGUUUAUAAUAUCUGGUUUAAUUUAAGUUCAUUCUUUUGAAUACGUAAUUCCGCAAAUAUUUCAUCCUGAGUUUCAUUUGCAUUCCAUACUAAUUUAUUAAAGUAAAACAUUUUAACUUAUUUUCUUUGUAAAAUCUCUCAUCUCUAUAAAGGAGUUCAUAAUGUCGACCAAAAAGUCGGUUAUAUUGUCGUACGUGUUAUGGUUAUUUGUGGGCAUUUUUGGAGUCCAUCAUUUCUACUUGCGUAGAGAUAGGCAUGCAUUCGUUUGGUGGUCGACUCUUGGAGGUUUUGGUAUCGGCUGGUUGGGAGAAAUAUUUUGUAUCCCGCGUUAUGUGAAAGAAGCUAAUGAAGAUCCAAAUUACGUGAAGGAAUUGAUCAAGAAAAUGUCUCAGAACAAGAAGCCCCCAUUUUCUAUGAACCGCUUCACUGGAAUGCUCAUGAUUGGGUAUUUCUGGGGUCAAAUGAUGAUGGUUGCGGUUCCACCUGAUGAGUUUUGGGGUAUCCACUGCAAAUACCUAAACUGGCUUAUACCAUUUGUUACAGCCCUCGGUGUGUGGACAGUAGGUAAUAUAGGCAAAGAACAGGGUAGCUUGAAAUGGCCCUUAAUAAUGGCUUACGCAGUGUACCCGCUACGUUAUUUUGUCUACGACGAGAGCCUCUGGUUCACGACUAUGGUUUUGGCCUCGGCGUUGGCUUUCGACUCGUUUUCCAAGAAAUGGCGCAGGACACCACCGAAACGUACCCAUAUGGCUAGACGUGUUGCAGUAUUGGCUCUGUGUGCUGGCUUGUACCUAAGCCUCUGGGGGAGCUACUUGUACUACCACGGCACCAUAACCGACAGUGAGGGUGAUGAAGUACCCGUCUAUGAAGCUCUACAUCAUUUCUUUACUAGCCCCUGGUGGAUGGACGUGAAGCAGUGCCUCAUCGACACGUACCAGUACGCUCAGCAUCAUGGUUGGUACGAGGUGUGGAAGCAGAUCAUAGACCUUUCCGAUCCGCAUGGAGAACAGAACGCAUACAAGGUACUCGACUUAUCCCGUGAUGCGAGCCAACAGGAAAUCACAACUCGCUGGCGAAAACUGUCCCGCGAGAACCACCCGGACAAAGCAAAACCAGAAAAUCGCAGAGACGCCCAGGAACGGUUCAUGGAUAUCCAGCGCGCUUACGAGAUCCUCUCCAGCAGCAAGCACCGACGUUCAAGGCGUAACAAGAAGGACAACUCAUACGAGUAAACGCACGAUCCACAUGACUGUUCACCAUAUAAUCGAACUUAAGUGUUGACAGUCGGACCUUUCUCAGACGACUUCAAAUUUACUCAAACUCAUUAUUGACUCAUGUAUCAAGAUCUGCGCAGCUAUUUAUUAAGGACAAGUCUCGAUGCGAACCGCCGAGUGUCGAAACGAUCGUGAAAUGUCACCAAAUGAUAUGCGACAUUGACAAUAAUGUAUAAGACGUUUAUAAGACAAACGCAACAAAAUAACGUACCGCUGUCAGGCGGCUUUCGACAUUUCACGACUGGCGAUGAGUUCUUACCGAAUAGCAGCGCUGGACCGAAUAGAUGUGUGUGUUAGUUUUUAACUUCAUAUAUUUAUUGUCUAUGGCUUUUAACAUAUUAAGAUGUUACUACGACACUGUAUGAAAGACAGAAGUUAAUCGUUUCGUAGUAUUAGCGGAAUUUUAAAUAAAUAUAACGGAUAGUUUACCAAGUAGCCAACGCUUGUUAGUUUUUUAUUUGUAUAUUUCUAAAAAUCAAUUUAAUUGUAUAUUUCGGUAUGUCGUUACUGGUUUUAGUUUUGCAAAUGAAUUUAUUUAAAAUUUUAAAUAAUGACCGGGUUUAUUCUUUAUGUACAUAGAAGUAGUAUUGACGAUUAUCUUUUAUUUGCACUCUCUGAUUAUACGUCAAAAGCCCAACGGUAAACAGCCGGCCAUCGACAUGAGAGUACAGUUAUCUGUAACACACUGAGGAAUUUUCCCCUGAAAUUAAAUGGAAAUAGAAAAUAGGUGUACCAGUUUGUCUAGGAUCAGGCGCUGUUUGGAUUUAUAUUUUAUUUUUAUUUAUUUUGACAAAUAUAAAUUAUUAUAUUUAAAUAAUGUUACUUAAAGUUAAGUUAAGGCAAGCUAUCCGUAUUGGCGAUUGAGAGAAAGGUCGCACUUGUAUUAAUUCUUCGCAUUUAUUAUACCAAAUGUAAGUUAGGAUGUUGAGAACAUUUAGGUACUAGACUAACUUGCAUUAUUAUAGAGUAGUUAUAUUGUAGUGAUUUAUUGAAGUUUAUUAUAACUAUAAUGUAUUUUGUCUUUUUCCUGCAAAACUAGUACUCUGCCAUGAAUAAGGUGAAAAUGUUCUAGCUAAUAUAGACUUUCAAUAAAUAAAAAAAUUCGUAGAGUAAAGAAUAUAAAUUAUCUCAAUGUUAGGUAAUAACUAUUUAUUAUCUUUGUUAUUUUAAUUAUUUUUUAUACUUUAAAAUAAAUCUAUUUUUUGAAUCUCAAUUUUCGAAAUAUCUAUUUAUUGAUGUACUUAAUUAAUGAAAUUAGAAUGUUAUGUUCCAUGAGUAUACAGUUGUAUUCUUAUAUUUUUUUGAAGACUUUAUAAAUGCUCAAUUUACAGGUACAUAGAUACCCUAAGCAUAAAUUGAAUAUUAAUGUAUUAAUUUGUAUUAACCAUACUUAUUUCAUUUAACUUUUUGUAUUAAUAUAUUUUAUUCUAUUUUAUUAAAUAUUCUUUAAAAAUA
This is a messenger RNA of Nymphalis io (European peacock), 2860 nucleotides long. RefSeq names its product dnaJ homolog subfamily C member 22 (gene wus). The record is from RefSeq and is a predicted model, not a curated record. Gene Ontology annotation, biological process: endocytosis. The transcript has 6 exons. Bases 293 to 1363 code for a protein of 356 amino acids. NCBI's taxonomy places the organism in Eukaryota, Metazoa, Arthropoda, Insecta, Lepidoptera, Nymphalidae. Gene Ontology annotation, cellular component: plasma membrane; early endosome.